CAUCUAUCCAUCUACAAGUGAAUCCUCUACAACCGAACUCUCCUUGUUCUGCUAUCCUAGUAUUAUAUAUACCUUGUUGCACCUUCAAAUCGUAUCCCUGUUCAACAUCCUUCCUGCUGUUCAUAAUACUCCAUCUCUACUCUGCCCCUCUCACUUCCAGAGCCCGUCUAACAAUCCCAUCUCAAAAAGCAGAACGUCACAAUGAAUUGUAAUCAAUGAUAUUCCUUUUUUCAUUUAUUAUUCCUGGAAGUUACUCUGGUCAUUUCAUCAUAGAAUCAAAACAUAAACAUGGUUCACUGGCGCGAGGAAUAUUUUGCCGCAUUGGCAGUUCGCGAUGAAAGCGAAAAAGCCAACAUUUCUCUAUACGAUGCUUACACUCGACUCGCCGACCGGACCAGCCGCACGGCGACAACAACUACUCCCAGUGGUCCCCAACCUGACGUCGUCGCAGGAGAAAAGAAACAACGGAAACCAUCAAACGAGCCUGCUGCAUCCAUAACGGACAUCCUCACCGCUACCCGUGCGGACCUCUCUGAGGCACAGCGUUCUCGCUCUGAGCUGCAGGGCCGGCUGGAUCGAGUCACUGCGGACCUGGGGAAGCUUCAGAAGCGGAGCGCGCAGGACCAACGCCGCAUCAGCGCCCUGGAAAGUGAGAGAACCAACCUGCGUCUUCGUUUGAGGGAUAGGGAUGAGGAAUUGAGGGGAAAGGCUAAAUUGCUAGAUGAUUUCCAGGAUGAACUUGCAACGCUGAAUCUCCAGCUAAAUAUGGCCGAGGACAGGACCAGUCGGUUACAGCAGGAAAACAAGGAACUGGUUGAUCGAUGGAUGGCUAGAGUAGGCAAGGAGGCAGAGGCCAUGAAUGAUGCUUCCAAAUUCUCAUAA
This is a messenger RNA of Monascus purpureus, 882 nucleotides long. The record is from the annotation of a GenBank genome assembly. NCBI's taxonomy places the organism in Eukaryota, Fungi, Ascomycota, Eurotiomycetes, Eurotiales, Aspergillaceae.